Messenger RNA from Argentina anserina (silverweed cinquefoil), 2727 nucleotides. Its product is annotated as probable xyloglucan glycosyltransferase 5. NCBI's taxonomy places the organism in Eukaryota, Viridiplantae, Streptophyta, Magnoliopsida, Rosales, Rosaceae. The record is from RefSeq and is a predicted model, not a curated record. Gene Ontology annotation, molecular function: glycosyltransferase activity. Gene Ontology annotation, cellular component: Golgi apparatus. The transcript is spliced from 5 exons. The coding region runs from base 284 to 2368 and encodes 694 amino acids.
UUCUGCAUUUGGUUUGAAAUGCUGGGACUUGGAACUGGUUUUGGUCAAGUCUUUGCAGUUGAUCUGAUUCUUUUAGACUAGGCCUUAAUUAGGUUGUCUCUUUUUACAUUUUAGUCUCUGGGUUUUAAGGUUUCCUGCUUUGUUACUAUGUUGAGGUUGUUUAGUGGUUUUAGACCUGAAAUGGGGGUUUAGAAUCUCAAUCUUUGUAGAAGUCUUGGCCAUAUUGAGAAAUUUCAGUUCUUCGUGUUCUGUGCUUCAUUUCAGUUCAGUUGAGAGGUCAAAAAUGGCUCCAAAUAUAAAUUUUUCUAAAUGGUGGGGAAAGGACUGCAAUUCAAGUAAGGGGACUCCAGUGGUGGUGACCAUGGAGAACCCCAAUUACUCUUUGCUUGAGAUAAAUAGUCCUGAUGAAGUGUUCAUGCCAGUUGAUAAGGACAGAGGCAAGAAUGCUAAGCAGUUUACAUGGGUUUUGCUUCUCAAGGCUCAUAAAGCUGUUGGCUGUGUUACUUGGCUUGGGAAUGUGCUUUGGGACUUGCUUGGUGCCGCUAAGAAAAGAUUGGUUUUUGGGCAGAUGGAGAAUGAGAAAUCUAGUAAAGGAAGGAUCUUGUAUAGAGUCAUUAUGGGGUUCCUAGUGAUGGCUUUGGCUUUUCUGGCUUUUGAAGUGGUUGCUCACUUGAAAGGUUGGCAUUACUUUGAGAACAGCAGCUUACACAUCCCUGAGACUUUGGAGAUUAGAGGAUGGCUUCACUUGGUUUAUGUGGCAUGGUUGGAGUUCAGAGCUGACUGCAUUGCACCUGCAAUUCAAGCUUUGACUAACUUCUGUAUUGCUCUCUUCUUGAUCCAAUCCGCGGACCGUAUGCUGCUUUGUUUAGGGUGCUUCUGGAUCAAGUUUAAGAAGAUUAAGCCAAGAAUUGAAGAAGUUCCAUACAAGCCAGACGAUUUGGAAGGUUCAGGUUGCAACUACCCCAAGGUUCUUGUUCAAAUUCCAAUGUGUAAUGAGAGAGAGGUAUAUGAACAAUCUAUUUCAGCAGUAUGCCAACUUGAUUGGCCUAAAGAACGCCUUCUGAUUCAAGUUCUGGAUGAUUCUGAUGAUGAGAGCAUACAGUGGUUAAUUAAGGGAGAGGUAACUCAGUGGAGCCAAAAGGGUGUCAAUAUAAUCUACCGGCAUCGUUUGGUUAGAACUGGUUAUAAAGCUGGGAAUCUCAAGUCUGCAAUGAACUGUGAUUAUGUGAAGGACUAUGAGUUUGUUGCAAUCUUUGAUGCUGAUUUCCAACCAAAACCUGACUUCCUUAAGCUGACAGUUCCCCAUUUUAAGGACAAUCCUGAGCUUGGGUUAGUUCAGGCUAGGUGGGCCUUUGUUAACAAGGACGAAAACUUGUUGACACGCCUCCAAAACAUCAAUUUGUGCUUCCACUUUGAGGUGGAACAGCAGGUUAAUGGGUUUUUCCUCAAUUUCUUUGGCUUCAAUGGUACUGCUGGAGUUUGGAGAGUCGAAGCACUUGAAGACUCUGGAGGUUGGCUCGAGCGCACAACAGUUGAAGACAUGGAUAUAGCAGUUCGUGCCCAUUUAAAUGGUUGGAAGUUCAUAUUCCUUAAUGAUGUCAAGGUCCUCUGUGAACUUCCCGAGUCUUAUGAGGCUUACAAGAAACAGCAACACCGGUGGCAUUCUGGUCCAAUGCAUCUCUUCCGAUUGUGCCUCCCUGCAAUAAUUAAUUCAAAGAUGAUGUUCUGGAAGAAGGCAAACUUGAUACUACUAUUCUUUCUCCUUAGGAAGUUAAUCCUCCCAUUUUACUCUUUCACAUUGUUUUGCAUAAUACUUCCUUUGACCAUGUUUGUCCCUGAAGCUGAGCUAUCCAUGUGGGUUAUAUGCUACGUGCCCGUUUUUAUGUCAUUCAUGAAUAUUCUUCCUUCUCCUAGAUCUUUUCCCUUCAUAGUCCCCUACCUACUGUUUGAAAACACAAUGUCUGUGACCAAAUUCAAUGCCAUGGUAUCUGGGUUGUUCCAGCUGGGGAGUUCAUAUGAAUGGAUUGUAACCAAGAAGGCCGGACGAUCAUCAGAAUCUGACCUUUUAGCUGUAGAGGAGAGGGAAACAAAAGCCAUGAACCACCCACAACUUCAUAGAGGAACUUCUGACAGUGGUCUUUCUGAGCUCAACAAGUUAAGGGAGCAUCAAGAAGCUGCUUCUCCUAAACCUCCUGUAAAGAAAUUAAACAAGAUCUACAAGAAAGAGCUAGCACUUGCUUUCCUACUGCUCACUGCUGCAGGCAGAAGUCUUCUAUCAGCUCAAGGGGUACAUUUUUACUUCCUACUAUUUCAAGGCAUAUCAUUUUUACUGGUGGGUCUUGACCUAAUUGGUGAGCAGAUGAGCUAGUUAAUAUUCGCGUGGAAUGUUAAUGGUAAAGAUAAAAAAAUAAAGGGUGAAUAAGAGAUGCCAAAUUAAUGUGGUUUUCUGCUUGGUGCUCAAAAUUGGCACACCAGGGUUGAUGCAAAGAGCUUCUUCUCAUUAGAAUUGCCCAUAUAGAUUUGCCCAUAGCCUCACACCAUCAGCUUAUUUCCUCUUUUUGGUUCUUAAACCAUCGAUUUCUGUAUGCAUGUUAUUCUUAGAUGAGAUAAUGGAUUCCUAUAGCAGAUAGGUUGAUUGAUGUAGGAAAGUGUUGUUUUUAUGCCAAAAUCUACAAUUGUAAAAACUCUGUAUAUUGCACCAGUUGAUUGUAUACCAAGAUUAUAUCU